Molecule: messenger RNA, 2953 nt
Organism: Anolis sagrei ordinatus
Lineage: Eukaryota; Metazoa; Chordata; Lepidosauria; Squamata; Anolidae
Gene: TMEM196
Product: transmembrane protein 196
Source: RefSeq, a predicted model, not a curated record
AGAGAGCAGUCAGUGCUGGAAGUCUUGCACCCCGCUGCCUUCCAUCUUCCAUCACAGAGGGGAUCUGGGGCCAUAAACAGACGGAGGCGCUUGGAGGCGUUGUAUAGGAGGACUCUUGAUAUAUAAACAAUAUAUUCAGCGUGGGUUGUGCGUGGUGAACUUUCCCCUUGGCGAUGCGGGGUCCUGGUCCUUGCUCGCCUCUCUCUGGGGAGGGCUUUCCUCCUUGGGCGCCCCCUCCCUCCAGCCAACUCUUGGGGAGGUCAUUCCAAUGAGAGGGAAGGAGGCCAACAGGCAAGGUCGAUCUCUCUCCUCUCGCUAUAUCUCUCUCUGUCUCAAGCUUUGUCUUUCUCACUAGAGGAGGCUCUGAAGGAGCCGUUGGGGCUGAUUUGAACCCGCCUUCGCCAGCCCUCCAGAAGGAAAAGGAAGGGAGAAAGAGACUUUCAGAGUCAGACUCAGCCGUGGGCUGCAAGGAAGACGCGCGCAAGCGCAUCCCAAAUGCGCCCGGCUGGGUCUAUUGGGCGCCUGUGAGAGAUGCCACCUCCGGAGAGAACGGCGUGAUUUGGGAAGUGUCUGGAGAGCAGGAAGGAAGGAGGCGAGAGAGAGAGAGAGACGCACGCACAGAGAGAGAGGAGACAGAGGCGAAGCGGCGAGGAGAAGGAUUCAGCACCUUGGAGAGCGGCGCCUGCUUUCGCCAAGACCUGUCUGCGGCUUCUUCCUCCCUCAGCAAGGAAGGGAAAGCAAAGAGAACCGGGGAAAGGAAGAGAAGACCCAAAGCUCUUCCCUGUUUUCCAAGAGGAGCCAAGCUAAGGCUGGGAGCCACGCUCAAGUGAAGAAGGAGCCUCGACUUGAGAGUAGCCAGCGUCUUCAUUCUCUUCCACUUCCUUGUCUUCCUCUCUUCCUUUCCUCAAAGAAAGGGAGAGGAUCCUUUGCACCUAUUCAUCCUCUUCUUCUCCGUUUCCUUCUCUCCUCCUUUCUCCACCUUCCUCUCCUCCCCUCUCUCUUCUUCUUCCUCCUCUUCCUGAACUCAAAGAAAGGAAGGGGAUCCUUUUCACCUAUUCUUCCUCUUCCUUGCCACUUCCCCCUCUCCUCCUUUCUCCUCCUCCUCCUCUUCUUCCUCUCCUCCCUCUCUCCCUUCCUCCUCCUCCUUCUUCCUCAUUUUCCUCUCCUCAAAGAAAGGAAGAGGAUCCUUUUCACCUAUUCUUCCUCUUCCUCUCUGCUUCCUCCUCUCCUCCUUUCUCCGCCCCCUCUUCUUCUUCCUCCUCUUCCUCUCCUCCUUUCUCCUCCUCUUUUUCUUCCACUCCACCUCCUCUCCCUCCCUACUCCUCCUCCUCAUCUUUACCUCUUCCUCUUCUUCCUCUCCUCCUUUCUUCUCCUCUUUUUCUUCCGCUCCUCCCCCUCUCUCCUCUUCUUUACCUCCUCUUCCUCUUUCUUCCUCCUCCUCCUCCUCCUCUCUUCCUCCUCCUCCUCCUCGCUGGGGCUGAUGCCCACUUGCUGAAGAAGGAGGGACGAAAGUUUGCCUGCUCUGGAGGGGAAGGGGUCUCCCCCGAUCCUUCCCCGGGCAAAGGAUCCCUGACCUGGUGUCAGGAACGAUGACCGAGCGAGGAUGUGCACCAGCGGCCAGAUCAUCGGGAGCCUCCUGGUGCUCUCCGUGCUGGAGAUAGGGCUGGGGGUCUCCAGCGUGGCCGUGGGGGCCGUCAGCUUCAGCCUGGUGCUGGCCAACGCCGAGCGGGCCACGCAGCUGGGAGACUCUUCUCCGGUAUGGAGCGGGGUGUGUUUUCUACUUUGUGGAGCUUGUGGAAUACUGUGCGCCAAAAAGAAAUCAGGACUUAUUAUGAUACUUUUCUCGGCCUGCUGUAUCUGCGGACUCAUUGGAGGAAUAUUAAAUUUUCAGUUCCUUCGAGCACUGACAAAGAAAACCUCCUAUCUCUACCCAUUACAUCUUACCUCCAUGACUCUUGCAUGCAUUGGAAUUGGUGGUUGCACUCUUUCUUCAUGGCUCACUUGCCGGCUAGCCAGCUACGAGCAAAGAAGAAUGUUUUCGGAAAGAGAGCAUUCACUGCAUCACUCCCACGAAAUGGCUGAGAAAAGAUUGAGGGGUAUUGAAAUAACCGACCUGCCCAGCUGCCCGGUGGUUCCCCCGACACCAGAGUUACCUCCAAGACAGGUGUCUACAUCACCACACCCCCACUUCAACCGACAUUAUCUGGCACCCUUUCUGGAAAUCCCAGCAGAGACCAAGGAAAUGACAGACAACAUGUGUAAUGGAGGACCUCAUCUAAUUUAUAAUGGAAGAGCAUACUGAAAGAUUUACAGAUGCUUAAGGAACAAAUGUUUUCAGAAUUAUCUUUAUGGGGAAAUGAUAGGUGCCAAUAACUUGGACUGAAGGCACUGAAAAUAUUAUGGCUUUGAUUUGCAAUAAUUUCUUAACAAAAAAGCGAGCAGCACAGUUGCAUCUCUUUUCAGAGAUUUGCUUUGAUUUUCCUUCCUGUUAUUUGAAGAUAUUUUACUGUAUAUUUUGAAAAGACACGGUAAUGAUCAUGUCUCUAAUAUUUCCUUCUUUUUUGUCUGAAUAUUUUUUCCUGCUAAUAUUUGAAACUGACUUUUUAGACUCUGCUAAAAUUCUACUUCAGAGGACUUUUUGAAAUUAAAAACAAAGCAGAACACAACAAGUUACAGACAUGAAAGUUUAAAACAAAGGAUUUGUCAAUUGUAGUAAUGGAAAUUAGACUUGAAAGGUUUGCCUUUCCUAUAUGCAGUCUAAUGAAUGAAUUAUGAGCAUGCUGAAACAACAACAAUGUCUUUGUUUUGAAAGACAGAAUGCUUAAAGGAUGCCAUAAGUCAAAACCUGAACAAUGCCUUGCUGUAAAGAAACUGUAAAUAUUUCCAAUUUGUGAAGUAUAUUUCAUAAUUUGUUCAUAAAAAGAUGUCAAAUAAAAGAAAUCUAAAAUGCGAA